Notechis scutatus (mainland tiger snake) is the source of this 3828-nucleotide messenger RNA. The record is from RefSeq and is a predicted model, not a curated record. Lineage: Eukaryota; Metazoa; Chordata; Lepidosauria; Squamata; Elapidae.
UUCCCGUCUCCUCGCCACAAACAGCAGCGCCGGCUGCCAAAGCCGCCUGUCGCUGGGCUGCGUCUACUUCUCCUUCGCCGGCUCUCUUCCUCCGGAGACGGGCGGCAGCAUGAGUGCCGGGAAGACGCUGCCUUUUCCCGCCUCGGCUCAGCCUCGGCUCGCCUCCGCUGGGCGCUCGGUGGAUUAAACUGCACCCGGGCGGUUGCUGCUACUACUACUAUUCCUCCUCCUCCUCCUCCUGCUGCUGCUGCUGCUGCUGCUGCCAACUCUAGACCAAGGCCUACAGCUGUGAAAUUAUCAAGUCUCAGCCGGCCUUUGAAAACUUGCAGAUUUGCACACAAACCUUCAUCCAAUUCAUCUUCACUCUCACCUGAGGACACAGGUUUUAUUAUUGGCUGGGCCUAGCCAAGCACAACGGGGUCCUGAUGGGUGACUCGGCAUCAAGGCGGUCAAUCAUUGUCUCUCGUUUGCCAAUAUUCCGUAGAAGUAUUAACCGAAGACAUGAUUCUCUCCCGUCAUCACCGACUUCCAACAGUACUGUUGGCGUCCACAGUUCUUCUCCCUCCAGCACCAACUCUAGCUCAGGUAGCACAGGCAAACGCAGGAGCCUCUUCCGGACACCAUCCAUUAGCUUCCAUCACAGAAAAGGGAGCGAUCAGAAGACAGAGUCUUCGUGCCAGAACGCAGGCAUUUUGAAUGGCGCACAGACAGGCCACAACACUUUGCAAAAGCUCGGUUUGGAGGAACACACGAAGACCAGAAGCAGACAUUCCGUCAGUUUUGGAAGUUCCCGAAAUAAAAAGAUCACAAGGUCCUUGACGGAGGACUUUGAAAAGGGGAGGGAGCCCUCCACCAACAAGAACGUUUUCAUAAAUUGCAUCAGUUCCGGGAAGAACGAAGGCGAUGAUUCUGGCUUUGCAGAGUCCCAAAGCAAGUCUUCUAUUAAACAUUCCUCAAGGAAGCUUCUCCCCAAGUCGUUCUCAACACACUACAGAUUCUCAAAGCCGGUCCCUCAGAGUCAAUCCGUUUCCUGUGUCCAACCCUCUUCUUGUUUGCUGGAGAUUAAACCCAGUGUUGAAACUGAUCCUGUGUCCGCAAAGUCUUCUCCUUCAGAAUGUAUAGGCAGCUCUUUGCUUUCUGCCGAUCUGACAACGGUACAGACGCCAUCCGAGUUUCUAGCAUUGACAGAGGAUUCCGUUUCAGAGGUGGACGGGCUGCCCGCCUGUGGAAACUUGCACCCAGAAAUCUUGGCCCACAAUGUGUCUUCCUCUCAAACCUUUGCUGCUUCUCCUCUUUCCAGGAAAACCAACCUUACAGAGAGUAAUUCCCCUCGUGCAGAAGCAUACAGGGCUAGAAAUGUCUUGCUCACUGAAGCCAGUGCUUUCUCAGAAAUCCUUGAAUCAAAUCGAAAGCAUACAAAAGUAUUAUUGCCCGAGCUCUUUGCUAAACACACCAGCCAUCUAGAAGAGGUAAACUCAGGAGCUAAAGCACAAUUAAAAACCUUUGUCUUAAACCAGGGGGAAGUAGUUGAAAGUUCUCCAAAAGCACAGAGAUUACAGAGGGACCAACAAAAAGCAAGGGGAUUGGAACAUGUCAGGGAAGUCUUUCUAGGCAUCGAAUCGAAGAUCACUCCACUUUCUUCUGAACCUCAGCCCUUUCAAACACAGCAGGCAAAUGACAUAAACCACGCCAAGGUGAAUCUUCCCAGUAGUUUUAGUCCAUUUCGAGAAGGAAGAUUCACAGAAAAGCGUUUAAGGUCCUCUUCAGAAGGCACUGCUGGGAACAGCCGGAUGAUCUUAAAGCCAAAGGAUGGAAACCCAGAAGACAUAAAUUGUUUAAGAAAACAGAGAACAAGUUCCUCAUCAUCUAAAAUGAAUAGCUUGGAUGUAUUGAAUAACCUGGGCUCCUGUGACCUGGAUGAAGAUGACCUGAUGCUUGAUUUGGAAUUCCUAGAAGAUCCACAGCAUCGACAGCCUGUUUGCUGGGAAGAUUCUCAUCAGUCAAUUGUAUCCUGUGCUGCCACGUUACUUACUCCUGUUGAAUCAGCUGAAAACAAGAAAAAGGAACUUCCCCAAAUGCCUGAAGUGACUAAACAGAACCUUUCUCUUAAGUUAUCCAAGGAUGUGGAUCGAGGGGAAGCACGAUGUCCUCGCGGAAACCAGCUGGCCAACAGCCCAUCUGUAGAAUGGCCUUUUGCAGCCAUGGAGGAAGGUGGCGGUCUGGAAUCUUUGCCCUUCCGUCUAAUGAUGCAAGACUGUACAGCAGUAAAAACAUUGCUGUUGAAAAUGAAGCGGGUUCUCCAAGAGAGCUCAGAUAUGAGUCCUGCCACCAGUACCAACUCACUUCCUGUUAGCCCACUUACUGAAGAGCCGUUGCCAUUCAAGGAUAUAAUGAAAGAUGAAUGCUUGACUCUGAAACUGCAACUAAAAGAGAAAGAUGAACUCAUUUUCCAACUUCGUGAAGAGCUGGAAAAAGCUCAGCAUUUACAGAGUGUGCUUGUCUCUCAAGUAGAUAAAUCCACACAGACUGAAGUUGUAGGCCACGAUGCUACCUACCUAAACAAAAUGGUGAGCCAAACUCUCAACACAAAGGACAAAAGAUCAGUACAUACAGCCACAGAGGACCAUUUUAGGUAUUCAUCAGGCAGCCAAGCCACUUCCUGUGAAAACAAAAACUGCCAGUUGUCAAGCGUCUGUCUCGGCAAUCUCCUGAAGGAAAAAGAAAUAGUGGAAGUUAUCAAGCAUACACGAGAUUCUUAUGAAGCCCCUUCUUUUGAGGUGAACCACAACGGCUUAGCAGGAGUCAUGCAAAGCAUGUCAAAAUCAACUGCCAAGGCGGAUAAUGGCACCAUUUUUCCGGGCCCUCCGAAAGAUCAACCUUCCCUCAGUCGACAACCGUCUACCUUCAUAGGAAGGCUUGGACAACCCCCAAGAGGACCAAUCUCUUUGCACAUGUACAGCAGGAAAAACGUGUUCCUUCACCACAAUCUUCACACCUCUGAACUUCAGACUUUAGGCCAGCAAGAUGGGUAAAGAGAGUCAGCACAUAUUUAUUCAGGUGGACCAUUUAACUGACUUCGAUUCUUCUCAGCUGCUGCUACCUAUUUGUUUUACCUUUUAUAAUGAUUGUUUCUUAAAUCGGAGCUGUUCCUGUAAAAUAAAGACAAGGAUUGGGUGGGGGGGUGGAGGAUAGGGGAGCUAGCAUGUUAACUUUAAUGAGUAAUUGAAAUGGUGUUUUUUUUUCCAGAAUUCACCAGACUGUAAAUUCCAAAUUUUGGUGAAGUUGAUGAUAUAACUGCCUUGGCUUCCUAUUGAAUGGAUGGGACAUCCAGAAGAGGCCCAACAUUCUAUUAUUAUUUUUUUCCUUUUGCUGUCCAUCACUUGAUUGCCUACAAUUUCUGAAGAAUAUAUCAAAUAGGACUUCUGUUUCUUUUAAUAAUGUUAAUGUAGAUGUAAAUGUGAGGAACGAGUAGAAUUAGUAACAACUCCUAAAUUGGGGUAAGAAGACGAUUGUAGUCUUUCCAUCAGGAGUUGUUUGCCCUUUCCAUUUCAGUCUCAUUUGCACCAAGACCAGAAGAAGACAAAAAUCUAGGUUCUGUAUAAAUCAUGCAAAAUUUAAUUUGAAAUGCUGAUUCAAACUGAAAAAUCAAUCAAAUUAUCUUUGGACAUUCGCAUGGAUUCAGCAAACUGGGUCAGUUCAAAUUGAUUAGGAAAAAAACAACACAGAUUUUGCACAUGAGCCGAAGUGUUUAAAUUUUCCAAACUGAUUUUAGGGACACACAAGUAAUUUUUUAAAAAAAAUCUGAAAACACAUUUUAAUUUGAUUUAG